CUGGCACGAGCCACAGUACGUGAUCCCAAAACCGGUGUCCUUACAGUGGCUAGCUACAGGGUAUCAAAAAGCUCAUGGUUGGAGGAAGAUGAUGAUCCUGUUGUAGCCAAAGUGAAUCAACGAAUGCAACAGAUCACAGGGUUAACAGUGAAAACAGCUGAACUAUUGCAGGUUGCCAACUAUGGAAUGGGAGGACAGUAUGAACCACACUUUGAUUUUUCUAGGCGACCCUUUGACAGCACACUCAAAUCGGAAGGAAAUAGGCUAGCGACGUUUCUUAACUAUAUGAGUGAUGUAGAAGCUGGAGGAGCUACAGUUUUCCCCGAUUUUGGGGCAGCAAUAUGGCCCAAGAAGGGAACAGCAGUGUUUUGGUACAAUCUUUUCAGAAGUGGCGAGGGUGAUUAUAGAACAAGGCAUGCAGCUUGUCCAGUGCUAGUAGGCUGUAAAUGGGUUUCAAACAAAUGGUUUCAUGAAAGAGGAAAUGAAUUCUUAAGACCGUGUGGGAGAACAGAAGUUGACUGAAACCCAACCUGCUGCAGACCUUUGUUUCUCUGUCUCCUUUUCUACUGUUGUUUGUUCCAGUUCAUUUCUAAGAAAUGAUCCAUCUUUUUUUCCAAGAGUCCUGGCACUUUAGCAAAAAAGGACAACAAAAUAUGUAACACCUGUGAAAGAAAGUAAAUGGCCUUGUACACAUACUUGUGUUUUGGUUGCUGUUAUUUCCAGGUUCCCCCUGCCCCUGCCAUCCUCCUCUGACCUGCCUUCUGUCCUCCCAGCUUUCUCUGUACUAGUGGUGCAAACAGUGCUGUGGGCGAUGCAGUAUGUUUGGGUGCCUGGUCUUGUGCCUUUUGUACCUCAGAAGAUUUAGAUGUUAAAUAUUACUUUGAACCAAAGUUGGUUUUUUUAAAGUUUUGUGUACAUGUUGAUUUUAUUGUAUUUCUAUGGAUCACAAGUUUUGAAACAAAAAUAAAUGUUCUUUC
Cariama cristata (Red-legged seriema) is the source of this 977-nucleotide messenger RNA. Its product is annotated as prolyl 4-hydroxylase subunit alpha-2. Gene Ontology annotation, biological process: peptidyl-proline hydroxylation to 4-hydroxy-L-proline. Gene Ontology annotation, molecular function: iron ion binding; L-ascorbic acid binding; procollagen-proline 4-dioxygenase activity. NCBI's taxonomy places the organism in Eukaryota, Metazoa, Chordata, Aves, Cariamiformes, Cariamidae. The annotation marks the transcript as partial. The record is from RefSeq and is a predicted model, not a curated record. The transcript is spliced from 7 exons. Gene Ontology annotation, cellular component: endoplasmic reticulum.